Adineta ricciae is the source of this 861-nucleotide messenger RNA. The record is from the annotation of a GenBank genome assembly. NCBI's taxonomy places the organism in Eukaryota, Metazoa, Rotifera, Eurotatoria, Adinetida, Adinetidae.
AUGAGAAGUCAGUCCGACGAAAUUCGCAUUUUUCGGGCUCAAAGAAUCCUUUUUCAGGUUGAUCAGCUUGACAAACUUGGAAAAAAAUUUCAAAAUGAAUAUGAUCAAACAUCAAAAGUUGUCCAAAAGCUUGAAGAAGAGCCACAAAAUCAAGCAACGACUACUGAGCUCAAUCGUUUACAGCAGCUGCAGAAAGGUCAUCGAAUAAAAAUCCGUUUGACUGGUUUAAAAGCUGAAAAGGCAGCUGACGAUCGCGACGCCGUGCUUUCGAAAGAGUGCCGUGUUUUCAUAAAAAGACUUAAUAAUAAACGCGGGACCAUUUUGAUUCUCGGACUUCCGAAUUCAGGAAAAAAGACAUUGCUCAAUACAUUAAAAGAAAACAAAUUCGAUCAAUAUUCAUCCAGUUUUUCUGCUGGCUCACAACAAUUGCUAAUCGGAAACAUGAAAUUCACUUGUACAAAUAUCGAUUUACAGCAUGAUGGUCGUUUAUCGAGACAGAUUCCGAUGAACGAUGCAAUUAUCUUUCUCAUCGACUUAACUGAUCCGAUUCGUUUUUCUACAGCUAAAGAAAUCAUUAUGUUCCUAUUAAAUGACAAAGAAAUUUCGAGCAAACCAUUGGUAAUCGUUGGAACAAAAAAGGAUUUAUUUGCAAACGUUGAUGAAGCUGAUCGGAUAUUUCCCUGCUAUUUCGGCCGGAAUCCGGCAGCAAGGAACCUGCUGGAAUCGGCGAAAACUGUGCCGAAAUCGAGAAGAGCUGUACCGGAUCCGACUCAGAUUUCAACGGGUCCAGUCGCCGGAAUGAUCGACCUAGGUUGGUAUACAAUACAUCAAAAUCGUUCAAAUUUUAUUUGGCAAACAUGA